CCACGACUGCGACGACAUCGUCCAAUGGGCUACUGUUCGGCAGAAACAUAUACACACAUCCCUACGCAACAUCAUCGAACUAAGCUACCGCUACUUGCUACUUAGCAGGCUACAGCCGCCCAGCACAUUCACUCACUAACUCACCAGCGACGAGAUAAUCUGUCGGCAUAAAUUGGAGCUUCUGGUCCAUAGCAACGGCGAAGACCCACGCAGAACAACGUCGAUUCCACGCGCCGGACGACAUUCGACAUGCACCAUACCCUGCAAUAGCAUUGACAUACCAGAUCGUCGCGCCGAAUCGCGAAUAUGGCCAUGGCCGGCGACCUCCCUCACUUUCCGUGCUGGUGCAAAGCAACAUAUUCAUGGGGAGGUGAGACGAAGAAAGACCUGGGCUUUAUCGAGGGCGACUUGAUCGAAGCGCUGAAUGCGGGAGAUGGCUCAUGGUGGAUGGGAAGACUGAGGCGCGAUCCUCGAGCGAUCGGCCUGUUUCCCUCCAACUUCGUGACCGUGCUAGAGGAGUCGUUCACGCCAGCGCCCAACAGUCGAAACACAACGCCAGUCACCCAGCAGCCGAAGCACAGUAUUUCCAAAGGCAAGGUCGGAUUCCGGAAACCAUACCAGGCGUACGAGGUUUUGGGGAAGCGGGGCAGCUUGGACAACAGUAAAGAGGCCACACCGGAGAGCGAGGUUGAGAAGAAGAAAGAGAAGAGCAAGUUCAAGCCAUAUUCGAGCAUGAAGACUGCACAGGCGCCCACGGGCACCGUUCGCAGACAGAACGGCGUCGCAGUGAUACCCAAGGACGAUGGUCCACGCAUCCCAGAACCAGUGCCGAGAUACAAUGCGUCGCGCCGUCCACGGAGUCCUCAGCCCGGCCACGAUAGAUACAAUGUGUCGCAUUCUGCUUCCCCAACGCCAACACCCGCACCGAUGCACCCCGGUUAUGGAUCGUUUCGCGCGGCUUCGCCUCAACCGGCACAGCAUGCGCCUCUUCGAACACGGUCGCCUUUACCCACCACUUAUCACGAUGGGUCUGCUUACCCACAAGUACUGACAAUCGGUCGUCAACCUUCUCCUGCCCCGUACGAGGAGCCAGCUUAUUAUGCGAGAGCCCGAUCGCCUUUGCCAUAUGAGCACGUGCAACAGUAUUCAAGGGAGCCUUCGCCGGACCAGUUCGAUGACGACCCGCAGUCCUCUCCACCUCCACCUCCUCCAGCGCACCGCGUUGUCUAUCAGCCAAGCCGAGCGCCAUCGCUCGAGCUGGAGGACACAGUCCAUCCCGGAUACCCCGGUAAUGGCACCCAGACUCCUGUGCCGCCUUCACCUAGCGGAAGCCAUAUGACACCAUCGCCACUCCGAGCUGCCAUGAACGAUGUUAUGUCGUCGCUGCACGACAUGAGUUCAUUCACACAAUCGCCGCCUCCUUUGGAAAGAGAGAAGUCGCCGCCGAAUAUUUGGUCUCCUGAAGCAUUUGAGGAGAUCCGAUCGUCAACAAGAGAACAAUCUCGCGCGCAGUCAUCUUUGGGCUUUGCGACUCAUCAGCUAUAUGAUGAUCUCGACGUCCCCAAGUCUCUCACCCCUUCACUGAGCAAAACAGAAGGAACCAAAGUCAACACGUAUGUGGAGCGCAUGGAGCGACAACUCAGACACGCAAAAUCCUUCUCGGAGCAGGCGCCUGAACCUCCCUUGAAGGACUCGCAGUACUCGUCGAGGCCCGCAACAUCCAGUAGCGGGUCAAGUCAAGGGUCGAACAGCCGCUAUGGUCAUACGCAGCAGCAACAACCUCAAUUGAGACACCGCAAGUCAGCGUAUGAUGUGGCUUCGAAGACUCUGGACCGAACAUAUACGACAAAGACGAACGUGACGAACUCAACAGAGACAUCUUCCGCGACCCAGAGUAGCACGAGCACUCAGCUGACGAGCAGAAGUAUCAUGUCCGGAUACUCUGCAGGUGGUUUCAGCGCCACGAGUGCAGGCAGCUUGGCGCGGCGCAAGUUUGGGUUUGGCAGUCAACGAGAGAGGCGAGACAUGGGCCACACGAAGUCGACUGGGGAUAUCAAUUUUAGCACGAGGAGCAUGACGGACAGCGGCAGCGCAAUCUCAGGUCCUAGCUACCACGAAAGCCACGCUUCUUACAAUCAGCCAGCAUUGACACCAGUCGCAGACUGGGCCAAGGACCCAAUGGAAGACGCAGGUGUGCUGGGUGGGCUCAGCUCUCCGCAGGGCAAGCGAAGUGGCUUCUUCAAGCGCAUGAUACAGACGGCAAAGACCACUGCGAGGACUGGAGCUGCAAAUGCUCGGUCAACCAUUGGUAGCGCAAGUGGCAGUCGACCAGCAAGUCGAGCAGGCAGUCGCAGUCCAACAAAGAGCAUGAUCGGGAUGAACGGACCCACUGGCAUUGCUGGCGGUUUAGCUUCCCGACCGCAAACAGCAUCAGGUUCUGCAGCCAAGGAUAUGGGACUUGGAGGUGGAAGUGACUGGAUGCAAGUGCGCCGCGAUGUGAAUCGAUCGAAUUCACUGAGUCAGCGUGAGCGUGAGGACCGCGUUGAGCGCUGCGAGAUGCACGACGUUCCAGUCAUGCGUCCCAUUGACCAGCUGUACGAAUAUGUUGAAGGCGACGAAGGCCUCGAUGGACUACCUGUCUCGGAGCCGACGGACUUCAAUUUGCCGAAUCUGCAGUUGGUGGACAAGAGCACGCGCUUCAUACAGAGCGCACCGCCAAUGACAAAUGCCGCCUCACUGGCACAGAACUAUGUCUGCCGGCCGCACCGAAGCGAUGUACAAAGACUGCGGGCAAUAUUUACCUGGGUCGCUGAGCGCAUCACCUGGGAAGAUGACUUCGAAGGACAGGCUGAUACACGGAGAACUAUCCAGACGAAACGAGCUUGCAGCGAAGAAAUUGCACUACUGGUUCGCGACAUGUGCUCUGCGGUUGGCCUUCACGCAGAAGUGAUCCGUGGCUAUCUCAAAGCGCCCGGUGAGCUGCUGGACCUGGACACUAUCGCUCACCCAAAUCAUUGGUGGAAUGCAGUGAUUGUGGAUGGGGAAUGGCGCAUGAUGGACUGCGCGCUCGCGAGUCCGACACAUCCCCGCCGGACAGCAUACAGCACUGCCAGCAGUCAAGUCGCUGAGUCGUGGUACUUUCUGGCUAGGCCAAUGGAAAUAUGCUACACGCAUAUCCCUCUCCUACCUGAGCAGCAACACCUUGUGCCACCUGUUGAGCAUGAGGUGUUAAUUUCUCUCCCGUGUGCUUGUCCAGCAUACUUCCGGCACGAACUCGAGCUUGCGAACUUCGACACCAGUAUGCUACAUCUCCAAAACCUUGAGAUGGCCCAUCUGCACGUUCACGUGCCUGAAGAUGUCGAGGUCGUUGCCAUGACGGAAGCUCGAGCAUUUGCACAGGACGCAGACGGCGACUAUUUCGAAAGUGGUGAGAUCAUUACAAAGAAAGCUUUCGCGCAGGCAGAAUGGGCUGGUGGUCGCAAACGUUUCACAGUCAAGGCACUUCUGCCUGGUGAUGAUGCGCAAGGCAUGCUGAAGAUUUAUGCUGGUAAACGAGGGCUCAUGCACUCCAUCAAGGACAACCCUCAUGCCAUGGCGCUUGCUCUGCCGUUGACACACACCGGUCAGAAUCCGCCCUACGACUUUCACACGCGACACCCGACACCCCACGCUCAGCGUCACGAUCUCUACGUGUCUCAGCCGCAAUGCGCCAAGCUGACAAUGAACAAUACCUUCGUCUUCUGCGUACGCCAACACCCUUCGUCACUUUCGCGCUACUCUCCCGACACGUGGGGAUCCUCGACCACUGGAGCUGGCCGGCCUCAAUCCCCGAACCCUUAUGCGCGCCCUUCCAGCGCCAUGAGCAUGGUGUCGAUGACCACUUCCAAUCAAGGCAGUAAUUAUAGUUCCGAGAACUCGGAUCCGAUGACUGCUGCGCAGCAGAAACCGGCGAAAUUGGCGAUCCAAAGUCCAAGUCAGAAAAUUAUCCGAUUGACGAGAAAACAAGAUAACGUUACAAAGAACGUGGAAGAAGACAUGGGUCUCACGACUUUCUGGGAAACUGUAAUCAAAAUUGGAGAGAGGGGUACUUGGAGAGGUCUUGUGCUUGCGGACCGAUCUGCGAGGUGGUGUGUCUUUGCGGAAUGGGAGUGUCUUUGAUGACACGUUUGACAUGCUAGAUGGGCUUCGAUGCGUAAAGAGCAAGAGUGAGCGAGCGAUCGAUCAUUGUUUUGCUCGAAUGAUUCUUUGAUGAGAUUGGAAUGUUUGUACGUUAUGGUUGAUGGUGCAUGAGUGGCAUGAGCGUGAAUGUGAGCAUGGGUAUGGAUGCAUCGUUUUUUAUCAGCGAGUAGUUUUUUGAGCAUGGUGUUGCGGAGUCUGUUCUCACUGGUAGUCUACAUGUAAUAAACCGUCGAUCCGGU
Cercospora beticola is the source of this 4418-nucleotide messenger RNA. RefSeq names its product Cyk3p (gene CYK3). Gene Ontology annotation, molecular function: protein binding. Gene Ontology annotation, biological process: mitotic division septum assembly. Gene Ontology annotation, cellular component: cytoplasm; mitotic actomyosin contractile ring. The record is from RefSeq and is a predicted model, not a curated record. Lineage: Eukaryota; Fungi; Ascomycota; Dothideomycetes; Mycosphaerellales; Mycosphaerellaceae.